Molecule: messenger RNA, 1837 nt
Organism: Camelina sativa (false flax)
Lineage: Eukaryota; Viridiplantae; Streptophyta; Magnoliopsida; Brassicales; Brassicaceae
Biological process (GO): transmembrane transport
Molecular function (GO): transmembrane transporter activity
Source: RefSeq, a predicted model, not a curated record
CCAAUAUUUUUUCAUAGCCUUAACUUCAUGUCGAUCGUAGUUAUUACAACAUGACACAUAAUUAGUAAUGUGUAAUUAACUGUAAUACUUUAAAAAUGGUGACUAGUUGAUCAAGUCGGCCAGAAAAUACCAAAAAGUCCUCAAAAGUCUGAUGUGAUCUCGUGCUUUAAUCGGAUUUUAAAACAAAGAAUGUAUAGACUGAAAAAAAUAUCCGCCGGUGAAAACAUAACAUACUACUCUUUUCAAAUAAGCUUUCUCUUUUUUUUUUUUUCUAAACACUUUGUGUUGUUUUUUUGGUUCUUUUUGAAUUGAGAAGUCGGCAAACAUAAGGUAUUGGUGAUGGAGAACGAAAUUGGAGGGCUGAGACACAUGUUGACGACGGUCUUCCUUUCUGGCUUCGCCGGAUUCAUGGUAGUACCUGUCAUUACCGACGUCACCGUUGCUGCCGUGUGCUCCGGUCCAGGCGACUCAUGUUCUCUGGCCGUUUACCUCACUGGUUUCCAACAAGUGGCAAUAGGGAUGGGGACGAUGAUAAUGAUGCCGGUAAUUGGGAAUCUAUCAGACAGAUAUGGGAUUAAAACAAUCCUUACACUUCCUAUGUGUCUCUCCAUUAUUCCUCCUGUAAUUUUAGCGUUCAGAAGGGAUACAAAAUUCUUCUAUGUGUUUUAUAUAAGCAAGAUUCUGACCGCUAUGGUAUGCGAAGGAACUGUCGACUGCCUCGCUUAUGCUUAUGUGGCAGAAAAUAUUCACGGCAGUAGAAGAAUAUCAGCAUUUGGUAUUUUAGCUGGUAUCAAAACAAUCUCAGGACUUUUCGGAACAUUAGUUGCUCGUUUUCUAUCCAUAGCUUUGGUUUUUCAGGUUUCUGCUAUAUCAUUUCUCGUUGGUCUGGUGUACAUGAGAGUUUUCCUAAAGGAAAGGCUCAACGUUGAAGAAGAUAAUGAUCAUAAUCAUGGUACGCAUGAUCAAGAUGUCGGAAGGUUAACAGAGCCGAUUCUGAGCAACACACCCAUUAAAACACGUGUCUUUCACAAGAAGUAUUCUUCAUUGAAAGAUAUGAUCAGCUUGAUGAAGACUAGCACCAUAUUCGUACAAGCAUUGGUUGUUACAUUCUUCAGCAGUUUCUCAGAUAGUGGAAUGGAGUCUGCUUUCUUGUACUUUUUGAAAGCACGUUUUGGAUUUGACAAGAAACAGUUUGCUGAUCUCUUGUUGUUGGUUACUAUCGUUGGAUCUAUCUCUCAACUCUUUGUACUACCAAGAUUUGCAUCUGCCAUUGGAGAACGCAAGCUUUUAUCAACAGGACUUUUUAUGGAAUUCAUAAACAUGGCCAUUGUCAGCAUUUCUUGGGCACCAUGGGUUCCUUAUUUAACCACUAUCUUUGUACCUGGAGCCUUGUUUGUGAUGCCGUCAGUUUGUGGUAUUGCCUCAAGACAGGUCGGACCUGGCGAGCAGGGAAAGGUGCAAGGAUGCAUAUCUGGAGUGAGGUCGUUUGGCAAAGUCUGUGGGCCAUUUGUAUUCAGUCCAUUGACAGCAUUGUUUCUUUCGGAAAAUGCACCGUUCUAUUUCCCUGGAUUCAGCCUUCUUUGCGUCUCCUUGUCCUCGUUGGUCGGGUUCUUUCAAAGUCUAUUGAUUGAAGAUGUUCCUAUUCCACCAUUGAGCAAAGCAAUCAACAAGACCUCAGGGGACGAAGUGUGAUUACAACAAAUCAUCAAGUAUAUAAGAAAAGAGUGUAUAUAUAGCUUUGUAGUAUGUGAUAAAAAUUUAUAUGUCGAUAUAUUGAAAAUAUGAUAACUUUGUGUGACACUUGUUUCUUCUAAUAAACUAGUUCGAGUCCGGCUAA